This is a messenger RNA of Stegodyphus dumicola, 1012 nucleotides long. RefSeq lists its product as uncharacterized. NCBI's taxonomy places the organism in Eukaryota, Metazoa, Arthropoda, Arachnida, Araneae, Eresidae. The record is from RefSeq and is a predicted model, not a curated record.
UGCUACGAAGAAUAUGUAACCAAAAGGAAAAUCUAGAUUAAACACUGCGACAAGGAAAAUUAUGUUUAAUUUUGGUGCAAAACUGUAGGUUACAUUUGUUUUUUCCAGAUUUGGCAACGCAAGAACUUUUCUUUUGAGCGCUCCCUUUUUAAAAGGGUGAUUAAAUGCCGAAUUGUAUCAGCAGACGUAAUGGAUCUAAAGGAAUCUAAAAGUUUUUUUAAAAACCUCAAGGAAUGUGUUAAAGAAAUAAACAAGGGUGUUGAGGAGGCUAACAAGACUUUGCUUGAAGUUCCGGAUGAGAAUGUUGCUGCUGCUAAAAUUGCUGACAUGAGAGAUAAAAUACAUCAAUUAAAGGGAGAAGCAGAUAAACUGAAAAAAGAUAUUAAGCAAAAGAAUUCUGUUUCAAAGUCAUUCUUUCUUGACUUUGAAGAACUUAUCCUUGAGGCAGAACAUGGUGUUACAGACCAGGAGAAUUAUUUAAAGGAAUAUGGUUAUGAACCAUUGGUUUUAUCUAAAGAACCUGAGCAGCCUAUUUAUGAUACUACCCCAGUUACGAAAGUAAAAUGUAGUAAAAUUCAGGUCUCUCAAUUAACUCCUAUGUUUCCAGACUUCGGUACACAUUCUCCAAAAUCGCAGAAUGUGAUCACAUCAUCUCGCUUAGAUUCUAAAAAGUCCUCUUCUCCAGAAAUGCCAGUUCCUGUAGCAAAUAUUAAAAUGAUAUUUGAAGAUAUACAAACACAUCAAGAAAAUAUUAAAAAAAAUGAUUCUAAUAUGAAAGCAUUUGGAGACAAUUGCAAAAACAACCUUCCUGAUCCUCCAACACCUACUUUGCCUACAAGUGCUGAUAUCUUAGAUUUGGAUCAUAUUGCCAGAAAACUGAAAUUUUACUAAUUUUUUAAAUAUUUGUUCUAUUGUAUUAAUUUUUAAAUUAGUAAUAACCUGUGAAUUGCAUAGUUUAUUGCACAUACAGUAUUGUUUACAUUUAUAAAUAUAAUAUCAUUAUUUUCUAUUA